AUGACAGCCUGGUCCUUCCUCGAGCUGUGGAAAAUCUCCCCUUCAACUCUGUUCCAAAUGACCUUGGCCACCAUUCUGAUGGCUCCUGUUCUUGGUGAUUGCGGACCUCCGCCCAGUCUACAGUUUGCUUCUCCAAUCAACCAGUUGUAUGAGACAACUUUCUCAACCGGAACCGUUCUGAAGUACACCUGCCAUCGUGGCUUCAAGAAAGUCAAUUCAAGCCAUCUUACUUGUGAUGAAAAUGGCUCGUGGGUCUAUAGUAUCUUUUGUGCCAAGAAACGAUGCAGAAACCCGGGCGAGUUGGUCAAUGGGAAAGUAGAAAUUACAACGGAUCUCUUCUUAGGUUCAAGCAUAGAAUUCAGCUGCGCAAAGGGAUACCUUCUGAUUGGCUCAGCAACUAGUCGGUGUGAGGUGCAAGGUAAAGGUGUUGACUGGAGUGAUUCUCUCCCAGAAUGUGUAAUUGUCACGUGUGAGUCCCCUCCAGACAUCAGCAAUGGGAAGCACAGCGGCAGAGAUGAAGAUCUUUACACGUAUGGCUCCUCAGUCACCUACACCUGUGACCCUAGCUUCACGCUCCUUGGCAACGCCUCCAUUGUCUGCACAGUGGUGAACAAAACCGUAGGCGUUUGGAGUCCAAACCCUCCUGCCUGUGAAAAAACCAUCUGUCAUCAGCCAGAGAUUCCUAAUGGGGAUUUGUUCCCUGGAUUACAACAGUACUAUACUUACAGAGACUCUGUUGAGGUCAAAUGCAAGAAGGGCUAUGCCCUCAGAGGCAGCAGCUUAAUCCACUGUGAAGCUAAUAGCAAGUGGUUCCCUUCUGUCCCCACUUGUGAGCCCAAUGGUUGUAUUGACAUGCCAGAUAUUCCCUAUGCUUUCUGGGAGCCCAAUAAGUUUCCCUUAAGAAAUUUUGAAAUAUUUGAAGUUGGGACCAAACUGAAAUACCAGUGCAAGCCUGGCUACCGAGCGCUGCCCAAUGAUCCUCAGAUUGUGAUAUGUCAAGAGAAUCUGACCUGGUCGUCUUCCAAAGGCUGUGAACGGGUUUGUUGCCCAACACCAAAUAUGGAUAAAAUCAAAAUUGUAAGUGAAAGGAGAGAUUUCACUGGUAUAUGCGUCUAUGCCUACGGAGACUAUGUUUUCUAUAUUUGUGGUGAAGGUUCUUACCCUAUGUCUACUGAUGGAAGGAGUUCAUGUCAGGCAGAUGGAAAGUGGGACCCUGCAAUACCAGCCUGUCAGAUGGACCUGCAAAACCAUCCUGCUGUUACCGCUUCAAACUUAAUGGAAACAGGCACGAAGGACAAUAAAUAUCUAUCUGAUAAUGAGAGUUUAAGGUACUUGUCUGUUAAAGGCAUGUGCCCCAAACCAGUGAUCAUACAUGGAAACCUGUCAGUGGAGAAAAAUCACUAUGCUGAAAUGGAGAAUAUCACCGUUCUGUGUGAUCUCGGAUAUGACUUAGUUGGCUCCCCAAACAUCAUUUGUUCGGAAAACAAAACAUGGUAUCCUGAUAUACCCAGCUGUAAGUUGGGAGUCCUUGAAGACUGCAAACAAGUGAACGAAGGCAGAAAACUCUUCCACUGUCUCUCAAACCCAGAAGAUGUGAAAAGGGCUCUGGAGUUGUACAAACUGUCUCUGGAGAUCACACGAUUAGAAGAGGAAAAAGAGAAGUGGACACGGUUCCACAGGAAACCUUCCAAACAUGUUAAAAUUAAGGAGCCUUUUAGGCCUUUUGGUUAA
Molecule: messenger RNA, 1731 nt
Organism: Phodopus roborovskii (desert hamster)
Lineage: Eukaryota; Metazoa; Chordata; Mammalia; Rodentia; Cricetidae
Product: zona pellucida sperm-binding protein 3 receptor
Exons: 11
Coding region: 1-1731 (576 amino acids)
Source: RefSeq, a predicted model, not a curated record